Molecule: messenger RNA, 2106 nt
Organism: Triticum turgidum subsp. durum (durum wheat)
Lineage: Eukaryota; Viridiplantae; Streptophyta; Magnoliopsida; Poales; Poaceae
Source: the annotation of a GenBank genome assembly
AUGGCGCUUCACACUGUCUCGGGCAUCAAGCUCCCACCCUUCUCCCUCCCGCUUCCCCACCGCCACCUGGGCGCCAGCCCCAGCGGCGGCGGCAUCAGCAGCGGCCUCUACGCGAGCAGCGCAUUCCCGCGACGCCGAUGCGGCACGCUCGCCGCCGUCGUGCGCUGCGCGAGGCGCACGGGCAAGCGGCGGUACCCGUCGGAGAAGAAGCGCCUGGAUCGGCGCCACAAGGAGCAGCUCCGCCAGACCGCCCCCGAGGAGGGCGGCGUGGCCCGGGAGGCUGGCUUCUGGCGCCUCUCCAAGCUCGCCGUCCCCGCCAGCGACGACCCCGGCAAGGACUUCCUCGGCGUCUCCCCGCCGCUCCUCCAGGCCAUUGCCAAGGCCCUCAAGUUCCCGAUUUUGAAAGAACCUCAAUUUGUUUAUACUGUUGAUGUGGAUGCUAAGAAGCUUCUGGACAUGGAGCCAAGGACAUGGGAUUUUAUUGCUAGAUUGGAACCCAGGCUUGGAAUUGUAGAAUAUAUGUCCGAUGAGAGGGUAGCAACUGAUCUGAUCAGUAUGCUUAAUGUUCAUAACAAAGUCUCCGAUGAUGAACAUGGUACCAGGGAUACUGUUAAUAAUGGCUCGAUCAGUCCUACACGAAUGAAACCAAGGGUGGCAAUUGUAGGAAGUGGCCCAUCUGGGUUGUUUGCUGCCCUUGUGUUAGCUGAACUUGGAGCAGAAGUUACCUUAUUGGAGCGUGGCCAACCUGUUGAGCAAAGAGGGCGUGACAUUGGUGCACUAGCAGUUAGACGAAUUCUCCAAUCAGAAAGCAACUUUUGCUUUGGCGAGGGUGGUGCAGGUACAUGGAGUGACGGGAAGCUUGUGACCAGGAUAGGGAAAAACACUGAUGGUGUUCAGGCUGUGAUGAAAACAUUUGUCCAUUUUGGAGGCCCUCCAAACAUUCUCAUUGAUGGGAGACCUCAUUUGGGUACAGAUAAACUUGUUCCUCUGUUGCGGAAUUUCAGACACCACUUAAGAGAGUUGGGCGUUGCCAUAAGAUUUAAUACCAGAGUAGAUGACCUUAUAGUGGAAGGCGGGCAGGUCAAAGGAGUUGUGGUUUCUGAUUCAAAUCUACAGCCAGGUUCUGUUGAUCAGAAACUAUCAUUCGAUGCAGUUGUGUUAGCAGUUGGGCACUCAGCUCGUGACACAUACAGUAUGCUUCUUAGGCAUAAUGUAGAUAUAACCCCCAAGAAUUUUUCUGUUGGCUUAAGAAUCGAACACCCCCAAGAACUGAUAAACAACAUCCAAUAUUCUGAAUUGGCUGCUGAAGUACAUAAAGGGCGUGGGCGGAUACCUGUAGCAGAUUACAAGAUAGUGAAGUCUAUUGGUGAAGGAGAUGUGAAGAAUGAUAUAGAGCAAGUAGAUCAAAAUCGCAGCUGUUAUUCGUUUUGCAUGUGUCCUGGAGGACAGGUUGUUCUAACUAGCACAAACCCAUUGGAAUUGUGUGUCAAUGGUAUGUCAUUCUCACGGCGAGCGUCUAAGUGGGCAAACUCAGCUCUUGUGGUCACUGUAUCGUCUCAUGAUUUUGAACCAUUUCAAUCCCAUGGUUCUCUUGCGGGCGUAGAGUUCCAGAGAGAGUAUGAAAGAAGAGCAGCUAUGAUGGGGGGAGGGAAUUUUGUUGUCCCUGCACAGUGUGUCACAGAUUUUAUCAGUAACAAACUGUCAGUUACAACUCUCCCACCAUCAAGCUAUAGGUUGGGGGUUCGUCCAUCCAAACUCCAUGAGUUAUUCCCUCCUUACUUAACUGAAGCUUUGCAACAAUCAAUAAUGAUGAUUGACAAAGAGAUGCCAGGCUUUAUUUCUAGUGAGGCCUUACUUCAUGGUGUAGAGACUAGAACGAGCUCCCCCUUGCAAAUUUCACGACACAAGGAGACAUACGAGAGCACGUCACUGCAAGGGCUAUAUCCAAUUGGGGAAGGUGCUGGCUACGCAGGGGGCAUAGUAAGUGCUGCUGUGGAUGGUAUGUAUUGCGGUUUUGCUUUAGCGAAACAGCUUUCUCUGUUCGCUGGUGAUAUAGAGGCAAUUUUCGGCAAAGCACAAAAGCAAACAGGUUCUGUAAAAUAUUGA